CAGAACAAGGAAAGAAAAAAUCAACAGAAACGGGGAAGAAAAACGGAAAAAGAAGAGCAGCGCGGCGGCGGGCCCAAACUCUGCGACGCGCCGCAGGAAGAAGAGGACUGGCUCUACCGCAAUCCCGCUAUCCUGGCGGCAUCCACGACUCCGAUUUCCGUUGUGCUUCCUUUUGCUCUAAAAGGACCUCAUGACUUGCUCUGCUCUUCAGUUGUCUCUCUUUCUCGGUUCUAUAUGCCAUAGCCAGAUAGCCUUCUAGCCUUAUUUUCCUGCUACUUUACUUAAGGGCAUUCAUUCCUACAUUUUCCUGUUACUUUACUUAAGGGAUUUAUUCCUAAUUCAUUGCGCAUUGGUUAUCCUGACAAAUGGGAGCAUUGCUAGCAGAUCUCUCUUCUCUGGAUAACCACACCAAUCAUGAGGGAAUCGCCUCCAACGCAGGGGGAGCCAUCUACAUCUUCUGCGGUUGAUGAUAGUUACUCAGCCGACAGGGUUGAAGAUUCACAACUAUUCCUCUCCGUACCUGCUUUAAACCAAGCUGCAUCUUAUCUUGCUCAGACGGCUUCAUUCCUCACCCAAUGCCUCCCAGUACCUGGUUAUGUGGUGCAGGUCUGUCUGAGGAGGGCCAAGAAUUAGCAACACUUCCACCUGCAUCGGCCUCAGGCAGGCUUUCUGUUCAGACUUCUUCAGUAGAGCCUGCUGGCACCAAUUCAUCCCUUGGUCAGGCAGAUUGUGGUGGAAGCCCCUCUCAAGAAAACACAGGACAAAUGGUGCCUUCGCAUGUUUUUCAGAAUGGAGCUUCACUGUUCCAAGGCCUUGUUGAGCGUGCUCGGAAAACGGUCCGUGGUUCAGCAGAUGAUAUUGGCUGGCUCCAGCGGGAUCAAAGCUUACCUACAACUGAGGAUGGUACAGCCAGAUUCUUGGAGAUUUUGGACUCUGUAAGAAAAAAUGAGCACAAGCUACCUGAUUCAGUGGUUUACUUGUUGGUUCCAGGUCUGUUUAGUAACCAUGGACCACUUUACUUUGUCAAGACAAAGGCAUAUUUCUCCAAGAUGGGUCUAGCUUGCCAUAUUGCCAAAAUUCAUAGCGAGUCUUCAGUGAGUAAAAAUGCACGAGAGAUAAAGGAAUACAUUGAAGAAAUAUACUGGGGAUCAAGGAAACGUGUGCUACUUCUUGGUCACAGCAAGGGCGGUGUUGAUGCAGCUGCAGCCCUCUCCCUCUACUGGCCACAACUCAAAGACAAAGUCGCAGGUUUAGUAUUAGCCCAAAGUCCAUAUGGUGGAAGCCCUGUUGCUUCAGAUAUCCUGCGAGAGGGGCAGCUUGGUGACUACGUCAGGCUGCGUAAGAUCAUGGAGAUCUUGGUAUCCAAGGUCCUUAAGGGUGAUCUGCAGGCUCUAGAAGAUCUGACUUAUGAAAGGCGGAAAGAAUUCCUGCGACAGCACCCGUUGCCUCAGGAUGUUCCGAUCGUUUCGUUCCACACGGAGGCAAGCAUCACUCCCAGUGUGCUCACAGCGCUCUCUCACGUUGCACACCUGGAGCUCCCAAUUGCUGCCGACGGCAAUUCCACCAGGAUCCCAGUUGUAAUGCCACUUUCAGCGGCAAUGGCAGCAUGCUCGCAACUGCUGGUGGCAAGGUAUGGCGAGAAGAGUGACGGUCUUGUGACGCGGAAGGAUGCUGAGGUUCCUGGGUCAGUGGUGGUCCGUCCUGAGCGGAAGCUAGACCACGCAUGGAUGGUGUAUUCGUCGCUGAAGGAAGAGCCCAGGGAUCAGGCGGACACGUCGCAGGUAUGCGAAGCCCUGCUGACUCUACUUGUUGAGGUUGCACAGAAGAGAAGGCAUGAGAUGGCCAUGAAAGACGAGUGAAAGUAGCUUUUUGGUAGAUUUUCGGUGUUGGCCGGAGAUAGUGAGAUGAGAUGUGUAUCCUCCCUGUAAUCGUACACUGGUUGUUGCCGACUGUACAGAAUUGUUCUGCUCAAAGUGCUUGGGGACAUUUUUUUGUUUGGCUGACAGAAGCUUGUGAAUAAUUCUCUUGCAUAUAUCAUGUGAAGUUCAGAGGUGGAUGGAAAAGGCUCUGGCAGGGUAUUGUAGGUCUUUUUGAGCUUAUUCUUUGAAUAAUAUAGGUCAGAUUGUUAUAUAUAUAUCAUACUGCAAUAGCAUGCAAAACACAUGUACAGGAACAGGACUGAUAAAUUUGUUCAUAAAGUAUAUUGCACGUAUUGCUGAAA
This is a messenger RNA of Sorghum bicolor (sorghum), 2221 nucleotides long. RefSeq lists its product as uncharacterized. Lineage: Eukaryota; Viridiplantae; Streptophyta; Magnoliopsida; Poales; Poaceae. The transcript has 9 exons. The record is from RefSeq and is a predicted model, not a curated record. Bases 576 to 1859 code for a protein of 427 amino acids.